Molecule: messenger RNA, 2168 nt
Organism: Cucumis sativus (cucumber)
Lineage: Eukaryota; Viridiplantae; Streptophyta; Magnoliopsida; Cucurbitales; Cucurbitaceae
Product: external alternative NAD(P)H-ubiquinone oxidoreductase B1, mitochondrial
Exons: 10
Coding region: 197-1921 (574 amino acids)
Molecular function (GO): calcium ion binding; NADH dehydrogenase activity
Source: RefSeq, a predicted model, not a curated record
CCCAACAUUCACCUCUUAGGAGGACAAAUGACACGGGAAACGGUUUUAUAUUAUACGUUGCGUGCAAAAUAUCUUGGCCUGUCUACGCCCAUUCUGUUUGAUCUUGUCAAAUAGCUUCCUUCUUCUGCAGAAUCAUCAAUCAUACACGUUCGUUGUUCUCUUCCUAGUACUCUACUCAUCGUGUUCUUCCGUUGAUAUGACAAUUUUCUCCUUCUUCUCUAGAGCUUCCAGAGCUUUUCAUGGCUCCCCUGCAUAUUCAAAGCUUCUACUUAUCAGCACCCUCAGUGGCGGAGGUCUAUUGGCAUAUGCAGAUUCACAAUCAGACGUUGGCGGUUCUGUUGAGGAAUCACCAAAAAAGAGAGUUCUGGUGCUUGGAACAGGAUGGGCCGGCACCAGUUUUCUCAAGGAUCUGGAUGCUUCAAAAUAUGACGUUCAGGUUGUUUCGCCUCAAAAUUAUUUCUCAUUUACUCCUUUAUUGCCUAGUGUUACAUGUGGAUCAGUUGAAGCACGAAGCAUUGUUGAACCGGUUCGGAACAUCGUGAAGAAGAGAAAAGGUGAAAUUAAGUUCUGGGAAGCUGAAUGCCUUAAGAUCGAUGCUGCUAACAAGAAGGUUUUCUGCCAGUCUAAUGUUGACAAUAAUUUGGUUGGCAAUAGGGAGUUUGCCUUAGAAUAUGACUAUUUAGUAAUAGCAAUGGGAGCGCAAGUUAAUACUUUUAAUACUCCUGGUGUCAAGGAAAACUGCCAUUUUCUCAAGGAAGUGGAAGAUGCUCAGAAGAUCCGCAGAGGUGUGAUAGAUUGCUUUGAAAUGGCUGUGAUUCCUAGUCUAAGUGAAGAAGAGCGAAGGAGAAAUCUUCAUUUCGUUAUUGUUGGAGGGGGUCCCACUGGAGUUGAAUUUGCUGCAGAGCUUCAUGACUUUUUUGAAGAAGAUUUGGUUAACUUAUAUCCUUCGGUUAAAGAUCUAGUGAAAAUUUCAGUAAUUCAAUCUGGAGAUCACAUUUUGAAUGCGUUUGAUGAAAGAAUUAGUUCAUUUGCUGAACAAAAAUUCCUAAGAGAUGGCAUCGAUGUAUACACAGGAUGUCGAGUUGUCAGUGUAUCUGAUAAAGAAAUUGAGAUGAAGGUAAAAUCAACUGGAGAAUCCUGUUCGAUGCCGCAUGGACUAAUUAUCUGGUCUACGGGUAUCAUGACUCGUCCUGUUGUGAAGGAUUUCAUGGAGCAGAUUGGCCAGGGUAGUAGACGCAUUCUAGCCACUGAUGAAUGGCUUCAAGUGAAGGGCGCUCAAAAUGUGUAUGCCAUUGGUGAUUGUGCUACAAUUGACCAACGCAAAAUUAUGGAAGAUAUUGCCACCAUAUUUAAAGCUGCAGACAAAGAUAACUCUGGUACCCUGACAGUUACAGAAUUUCAAGAUGUUCUAGAUGAUAUUCUCAUAAGGUAUCCUCAAGUAGAGAUAUUUUUGAGGAGCAAACAUCUCCGCGAUGUAAAAGAUCUCUUAAGGGAUUCUCAGGGACAUGAGAAUGAAAUAGAUAUUGAAGGAUUUAAGUCAGCUCUUUCUAUUGCCGACACGCAGAUGAAAAGUCUGCCUGCUACCGCACAGGUUGCUGCCCAACAAGGUGCGUAUCUUUCCAGGUGCUUCAACCGCAGAGAUUAUUGCACUGAGAAUCCUGAAGGUCCUCGACGUUUUAAGAGUUCUGGACGUCAUCAAUUUCUUCCCUUUCGGUACAAGCAUUUGGGACAGUUCGCUCCUUUAGGAGGAGAACAAGCUGCUGCCGAACUCCCUGGAGAUUGGGUUUCCAUGGGUCACAGCACUCAAUGGCUCUGGUAUUCUGUAUAUGCAAGCAAGCAAGUCAGCUGGCGCACAAGAUAUCUAGUGGUAUCAGAUUGGACAAGAAAGUUCAUAUUUGGAAGAGAUUCGAGCCGCAUCUGAAGCUAACCGCUAUCUUUUCUUCGAGUUUAGUGUUUGAGUGGCGACAACAGAGAUCUCAUAUGAUAUGUAUAGAUAUCAAAUUUUAAUUCCUGACUCUCUCUCAAACAUACUAUCAUCUUUCAUCACCCUUUUGUGUGUAACAAACUAUCAUUGUAUUUAUUAUUUUCGACCACCUGCAAAAAAAAAAAAGAGUUAAUGGUAGCAUUUCUUUUUUCUCUUGAGAAUAGAAAACAUGGGUUGUGUUUUA